GCAAGAAUUGAUGGACAAAUAUUAUAACGACGCCUUCCCUUUGUUAUUACAAGGACUUGAACGUGUAUUGAAAGAAAACAAUGGUGGUGAUGGAUACUUUGUCGGAGAUAAGGUCACAUUGGCUGACUUAGCAUUUAUUGACACAUGCUUCCCAAUGGUUGAGUGGAGACCGGAAGUCCUGAAAGAUUAUCCCAAGCUAAAUGCGUUGAAGCAGCGUGUGGAGAGUCGUCCUAGAAUUGCAGAGUGGAUGAAAAAGAGACCAGUGUACGUCUUUUGAUAAUGCUUUGUAUAAACGGCUCGCUAGAUUAAAUUACUAUUGUUGCAGUAUCUGUCUUAAUCUAUUUUAAAAUUAAAGUCAUUAAGCUAUAUGGUAUAUAUUAAAUAUACACUCAAUGAGAAUUUACAAAUUU
Saccoglossus kowalevskii is the source of this 410-nucleotide messenger RNA. RefSeq names its product glutathione S-transferase-like. The record is from RefSeq and is a predicted model, not a curated record. Lineage: Eukaryota; Metazoa; Hemichordata; Enteropneusta; Harrimaniidae. Gene Ontology annotation, molecular function: glutathione transferase activity. Gene Ontology annotation, biological process: glutathione metabolic process.